This is a messenger RNA of Trypanosoma rangeli, 1314 nucleotides long. Its product is annotated as putative origin recognition complex subunit 1, putative,cell division cycle 6. The coding region runs from base 1 to 1314 and encodes 437 amino acids. Gene Ontology annotation, cellular component: nuclear origin of replication recognition complex. The transcript has a single exon. Gene Ontology annotation, molecular function: ATP hydrolysis activity; DNA replication origin binding. Lineage: Eukaryota; Euglenozoa; Kinetoplastea; Trypanosomatida; Trypanosomatidae. Gene Ontology annotation, biological process: DNA replication initiation; mitotic DNA replication checkpoint signaling. The record is from RefSeq and is a predicted model, not a curated record.
AUGGAACUUAAAAGGACCAAUGCGAACCAAAAUAUCAUUGCAGCUCUUCGUGCAGGUGUUACUGCCUUGAGUGUAUCCAGUGCUGCGGCAGCAAAAGAGCUUACUUGCCGGGAUGUACAUGUUUGCGCUAUUUUGGACUUUUUAAAUGACAAUGUUCAUCCUGUUAUGCAGAUUUUUGGUAUGCCUGGAACAGGGAAAACCGCUUCUGUAAAUCAUGCGCUUUCCCUUCUUGCGCAAGCUGCUUCCUCAGAAAAGAAACCGACUGCAGUGUUUCUUAACGGCUACGUGAUUCAGAAGAACACCGAUAUAUACUGGACAUUGAAUUCUCAUUUAAGCAAGGCACGUCUUGGGCACACCGAGAAUUGUUCACCUGAGCAGUGUGCUGCCUUGAUCGAAAAACGUUUUAGACAAGGUUGGGGUAGCGCUUCAAUGCCUUUGUGUGUUAUUGUUAUCGAUGAAGUCGAUAAAGUGUUAAAGCGACAUCAUAAGGCAUUUUUUAGAAUUGUAGAUUGGUUGAGUUUUCCUUUUGCUUUUUGUAAACUCAUUACAAUUUCUAACAGUAUGGAGUUAGCAGCGGAUGCUAAAACAAGAAGUCGAUUGGAUAUCACUAAAAAAUUGGUUUUUGAGCCUUAUAGCUUCUCCGAACUAAAAGCGAUCAUAUUACGAAGAGUUGGUAACAUCAAACCAGCGCUUUUCGCUGAGAAAGCUAUCAACUAUCUGUGUAACCAGACAGCCUCCCAUUAUGGAGAUGUAAGACGUCUACUACAAUCUGCGUCGUCCGCUGUAUGUGGUCUCAUGAUGAAAUUGGAGGAGGGCUAUUGUGUCCCAAAAACACAGGAUGGCCUGUUGUCUGUUAAAGAUGUUCAUGCUGUUGUUAGACAAAUAUUUCAUGAUCGUUUUGUGGAAUUUAUCCAAACAAUUAGGUUACCAAUUCUCUUUAUUAGUGUGGCGGUUAUAGCUCACGAGACGACAAAGGUGUUUCGAUCAAACCCAAGUGAUAGUCGUUUGUUGUUGGACGGUUUGUUUGUAGCAACUAAAAGGGCUCAGCAAACCUUUACCGCUGCUCUGGGUGAACCUCAUUCCAUGGAUUUAACCUAUGGAGCCUAUUUGGACAUUGUUGAAAUUCUGCGAGAAGUUGCUUUGAUUGAUGUAUCGAUAGGGGAAGAUCGUAUUCCUGUGAAGACGGCCCAGCAUCUUCUUGAGGCCACCGAAAGAGCAUAUGUGUCUAUGCUACAACCGUUUCCUACAGUGGUGGAUGCGUGUAAAUUACAUGACGUUUUUGGCGAAGGAAUAAUUCCACUGUUCAAAACAUAA